UUUUCUUAACUUCUGUUUCCGCUUGCUCUGUAGUGUCUCUAAAGCCAACCACCUUUCAACUUCUACCUUAGCUACUACACAAUGUGUAAGACGCAACUUUAAUCUGACAGCAUCAUCAUCAUCAUCAUCAUCAUAAACAUCAGAAUGCAGCAUUUGGUGUUCAUCAUGUUUUGGUUGUCUUGUGCAGAUUGUACCAAGCCAUUUGAGCACAAUACUCAAAACCAGAUGAACAGAAAUGUUUCAAAGGGAGAGAAUGUUAUUUUACACUGUGAUGGAAAUCGGACUAGUAAAUCUGAAGAUAUUGGCUGGCGUAAAGACAAGAUUCUUCUUUUUAACUACAGCCCAGGAAUAAACCAAACUGUGAUCAACUACACAUCAGACAGGAUGCAUGUUGACCCACAAAAUCCAAGAAAACUACAGAUAUCUGAUGUACAGCCUUCAGAUGCAGGAUUAUACUCAUGUUUCCCAUUCGACAAGGAGUGGAUAUUGACUAUAGCAGCUUUUGCCAAUUCAGACAGAGAAAUACAACAAGACAAUAUAUGGCCAUUCUACAUAGUUUUUUCAGUAAGCACAGUGUGUGUCACAGUUUGUCUCUUCUGUGGCGUGUGUCUUCACAGGAAAUGGAAAGAAAGAGCAGCCUCUGAUCCAACUGAAUCUAGCAAUGAGCUUGCAAAGGUAUAUAAAGAUUCUGCCCAUUACAGUGAGACGAUAACUAUCUGUGUCUACACCGUGACAAGCUCAGAUAACUUUUCCAUUGGCUUUAAAUCCUGAGCAUCAACCAUUACUACUUUACAGAGUCACCAGUUCUUCCUUCUACAGAAACAGAAGUCUGGAUCUUAAAACCUUUGCAUGUUCUUUAGGAAGCAGAUGUUUGUAUGUUCUACAGCUAACAACUGUUUUAAUGACUGAGUUAAAGAGGCAUUUCUGUAUUUAUAUUUGUGUUGUUUCUGAAAUAUAUGUCAGUUGAAUGCUUAUUUGAAAUUAACAAAAAAAAAAAAGCAUAAAUGUUGUAUUUUUGCCACUGGGGGUCAGCAGAUCCUAAAAUAUAUAUUGAGGGUAUCUGGGGAUUUUUAAAUAUCAAAUGUAAAACUUCUAAAGUUGCUUUUAACAGGUGAAAAUUACACAUGAACACAAAAAUGAUAAACUUCAUAAUAAUGCAAAUUCAUUAUCUGCCAAGGUUCCCAGUAAAGACUGUACACAAAGCAAGUGGACUUAUUAGGUAAUAAUAGCCAUGCUGCAGAUGGGCUGCAGAGCGUGCUUGUACUGGUAAUUUUGACAAACCUGCUCCCUUAAUAGUUCAAAUUUCUGUCAUUUUGCAGCAUAAUACUGUGUCUGUGGCCAGGGCUCUUCACCGUACUACUCUCUUUUAUGAUCCACUCCAUGCUCCAGCUUCUUCUUUGCAUUUGCACACCACUUUUGAUUGUCAGAUAUAGCCAAAGAGGCUGUUCGUUUAUGACGGUGGGUCAUGUAUUGGCAUUUUCCCACUUCAAUACUGAUUCGUAGAUUUUGAAGGUCCGUCAUUCACUCAUCAUAUCAUAUGUCAAACCAUGCUGUCUGCUCAGGAGGAAGGACAGAACGACCCCCAGGACACUGGAAAAUGUCCUGGUGCUCUACAGUAGCUGGCCAGUCCGCCCCUGUAAGUGAGGUUCAAGUUCAAAAAACUAAAUCAGUCCAAAAUCCAAAGAGAAAAGCUGGAAAGCAUGUAAAAACAACAAAAUUAUUAUUCUGUGGCUGUGGACAAAAAUCUAAUAUAUUAAGCUCAAAGUUUCCAGGAGAACCUAAUUAUUAGAUGAUAUACAGUACAGUUUUGUGUGCAAUAAUCCUAAAGUCAAUCUCAACCCAAACAAUUUCCAACAGCAGUCAUUCCCCAUUUUUAAUUUAAUUUAUGAUGCAAAAAAAUAUAUUUAAGCAAAUAUUUAGCAAAAGACAGCAAAUACCUUGGACUAUAUGCAACAGUUUAUAUUUUUAAUGCAAUU
Messenger RNA from Tachysurus fulvidraco (yellow catfish), 1976 nucleotides. RefSeq lists its product as uncharacterized. The coding region runs from base 145 to 771 and encodes 208 amino acids. The record is from RefSeq and is a predicted model, not a curated record. The transcript has 6 exons. Lineage: Eukaryota; Metazoa; Chordata; Actinopteri; Siluriformes; Bagridae.